AUGAAGACGAGUUCCAAGAAGAAGGUUAUCAGCAUAUCAUUGGCAAAUGCCCGACAAGUUGCGUAUGCCCCUUGUCCGUUAUAUAAGAUUAGCAAGGCUGCAUUGAAUGCUUUGAUGUGGAUGAAGAGUGAUAUGGAUGGACAGGAAGCUGAUCUCACCGUUUCACAAGGCGCGGAAGCUGUGUUGAAGGUUGUGAUGUCCGCUACUGGCCAGGACAAUGGUAGUUUUAAGAACAUUUUUAUCCCAGGAUGGGACAAAUAUGAUGGAAAGUAUUCAGAAUGGUGA
Messenger RNA from Penicillium angulare, 285 nucleotides. RefSeq names its product hydroxyacyl dehydrogenase. NCBI's taxonomy places the organism in Eukaryota, Fungi, Ascomycota, Eurotiomycetes, Eurotiales, Aspergillaceae. The transcript is spliced from 3 exons. The record is from RefSeq and is a predicted model, not a curated record. Bases 1 to 285 code for a protein of 94 amino acids.